Molecule: messenger RNA, 312 nt
Organism: Monopterus albus (swamp eel)
Lineage: Eukaryota; Metazoa; Chordata; Actinopteri; Synbranchiformes; Synbranchidae
Product: myosin-8-like
Exons: 2
Source: RefSeq, a predicted model, not a curated record
AUUGCCAUUGUUGAGAGACGCAACAACCUGCUUCAGGCUGAAGUUGAGGAGCUCAGGGCUGCUCUGGAGCAAAAUGAGAGAAGCCGCAAGCUUGCUGAGCAAGAGCUGCUGGACGUUAGUGAGAGGGUGCAGCUACUGCACUCACAGAAUACCAGCCUGCUAAACCAUAAGAAGAAGCUGGAGGCCGAUAUGUCCCAGCUUCAGACAGAAGUGGAAGAUGCAGUGCAGGAAUGUAGAAAUGCUGAGGAAAAGGCCAAGAAGGCCAUUACUGACGCUGCCAUGAUGGCAGAGGAGCUGAAGAAAGAGCAGGAC